This is a messenger RNA of Ochlerotatus camptorhynchus, 1878 nucleotides long. RefSeq lists its product as uncharacterized. The transcript has 2 exons. Lineage: Eukaryota; Metazoa; Arthropoda; Insecta; Diptera; Culicidae. The record is from RefSeq and is a predicted model, not a curated record. Bases 136 to 1560 code for a protein of 474 amino acids.
GGUUCGCAAGCCAUUUCAGUCAUUCAGUUACAUUCCACCCACCAGUAACAGCGAAUCGGCGAUUUACCGAGUAUAUUCAAGAAAAACCGGUUAAUAUUACUUCAAAUCAAAUCGAAAUUUUUAAACCUGCCGAGAAUGUGUAACUUGAGCCAUUCCAUUGAGUCUAUCAAUGUUACCGACAACGAAAAAUUCACCCAUCCGAUUGUUUUAGUUAAGGGUGUGAUAGUCAAUCGUUGUGAGGCAGGUGAGUUGAAAUUGCAAAUCGAUAAUUGCGAUUGGCCAGCAUCCAAAGAUGUAAGAUUCAUCAAUGACAAGCGAGGUCAAUUUAAAGUGAUAUUUAGGCUUAACAACGGUGUAAAUAGGGUGUCUCUUGUUUACUGCCAUCAUGAGAUGGAAAUUAACUUAUUCUUCGAGGCUUCAGAGAAUCCUUAUUCGGUUACCCCUCUAUAUAUAAUAUGCGAAGGGCACGAUGGACGUUACCAAUCGGAUACAGAAGAAAAUGAUGUCGAAAAUGCGUGCCGUAAAAUUUCUCUCGGAAUCGAGCUAGUGCAAAGCCUGUACGCGGAAAAACUUUCGGAGAAAGGCUGGGGUAGAAAAACUUUCACUAUAAGCUCGACCUGUUUACCAUUUCAUAGUUUACUACUGAUCGAAGAGUCGAAACAAAUGUCUGAUCAACAACUGUGGAACUAUUUUGCCAAGGAAAUUCUGCAGUCAGAUUUAUUCUUAUCGGAGAAGCAGAAAUUCAUAGGCUUCAUCAGCAGUACCUAUUACGAAGGGAUAUCAGAUAACGAUUUCUCGUACGAGAAUAUCAAACGCAGAACGACCGGUAAUGCUGCCCUAGGAGGAGGCGGCCUGGCCCUGUUCGGCACCGGUUGCCUCUACACGUGGCCUAGUAAACUGGAAGAUAUUGUACCUGCAUUUUUGAACACUGCACUAGUUGAUCGAACACUGAUGAUGGAUGAUAGCAAUUACCGACACACCUACGGUGGUUGCUACGCUACUACAAUCGGUUCAGUUUGCCAUGAGAUGGGCCACAUUUUUGAUCUUGGUCAUACGAAGGAUGGCAUCAUGGGUGCUGGUUUGGAUCAUAUAAACCGUGUUUUCACCUUGAUAACGAACACCGAGGAUCUGCCGGAUCGAAUCGUCGGUCGUCAUGCGCCCACACGAAAAUCAAUGAACAGUAAAUUGACUCAGAUAAAACGCCCGGGAGAAUUCUUGCGAAAGUACCAACAGCAAAAGGAAAGUGAUGUUACAUUUUUUGCAGACAAUUGUGUCAUAACGUUACAGUUGCAUAAAUGGUUCAAUUGCGGUAUAAGCACUGGGGACAAUAAUUGUGAUACUAGGAUAAGCUUCAAUUUUGUAACACGGCACGUAACAAGUGUUAACUCCACGCUCAAACUGAUUGAGCUACGUGACAAAGAGGAUGGAAUGCUUAAGAUAUAUUGGUCCUUUUUAGACAGCGAUACUGAAUGCUUUCAGAUUCCCGAGGAGAUCCAAUUGGAGGGACUGACGUUGUUUGUGAUUGAUAAUUUUGGUAAUAUUUUGAAGCAGGAUUUAUAAAAUAUAACAGUGAUAAUAAAAUGAUAAUUAAACAAACAUUUAUAGUCGGUAUCAGAGUCUUGUAAAGCAUAGUUUUAGCAAAACCCGACCAAAGUCAAAUCAAUAUUUAUUGUUAGAACAAAAAAUGAGAAGUAGCUGAUAGCUAAAUUAAAAUUAAAAGAAAUCAAAAUGUAUUUAGAAGACCCCGUAGAGAGAUUUCGAUUUUCUCUUCCAAAUUAAAUGUGUUCCAAUGAAUGCUUAAAUCGUUCAAAUCUAGUCAUAAUAUAAACUGAAUGCUAUUUAUGCAAUGAAUCUAUGGCAUACUAAAAAAUAAAUAGA